UUUCCAUUUGUAAUAACUGUAGCACCUUUCUGUAUUGUCAUAGAUGUUAUUACUGUGUUGUACAAAGUAAAUUCAUGCUUGUUUCUUUCAAUUUCAGUUGAUUUUGGCCUUGCCACAAUAGGGCCCAUCAGUACAAGUAAUGCAGGAACCCGCUGUUGGAUGGCACCUGAAGUCCAUGCAUGUUUUACACGAAGUGUACAUUAUAACUACAAGGUAUAAUUAAUAAAAUAGUUGUCAUUUAGUUCAGUUUUCAUUAAAGUGAUUAAACAAAAUGCACUCUUAAGGCAGGAAUAACAGAUCCAUGCCAAAUGUAAAUUGUAGAGCUUUUUUCUCCCAGUAGAGACUCUUGAAAAUGUAAAAUCAUAAAUGUUUAUAGUUGAAGUCGGCUACUGGAAAUGUUUCAUAGUAAUACAACGUAGCUUGGUUCUAAAGUAUUAGUCAUUUAGCAUCCCAUAUUGACCCUGAGACAGGAUGAGGAGGGAUAGUCAGUAGAAGUACCUUUAUCAUCUCUAACAAUGAUUAUAAUUUGUUUGCUAAAUGGGUGUUGCUUUUUGUUUUUAUUUUCUAGGUGGAUGUGUGGUCUUUAGGAAUCACAGCCAUAGAAAUGGCAGAAUACAAUCCUCCACACAUUAAACUCCGUGGUACUGAGCUUUCCGAAAGGAUUAUGAAUGGUCCAGCUCCAGCUCUAAAAGAGGAUAUAUGGAGUAAUAAAUUCCACAGAUUUAUUAAUAAAUGCCUUCAGAAGGAUCCAGCCAAAAGACCAUUCGCAAAGGAACUCCUAUUAAACCGAUUCAUCACAUAUAAUCGAGAUGAAGACGAGGUGCAAUAUAGCAUAGCAGAGCAUAUACAGAAAGGAGCAAAGAAAUAAGACAUUCAAGUUAAAGAUUCUCUCGCAACACCUCAUUAAGAAGACUUUGUCAAGACUUAGGAAGGAAAUGGAAGAACAAUAUAUAAAUCCCAAAAUGGAUUCUACCCUUGCAAGAUCUGAAAUGUGGCUCCUUCAUUAUAUUCCCAAAAGGGAAAGGAGGGAAAGGGUUGGGAACACAAUGUAGGAGCCACAGUCCAUCUACUUUGGAUACUUUACCAAAUGUUUAUUUUUAUAUAAUCUAUUUAAAUGUAUAUUUAUUUUUA
Messenger RNA from Xenopus laevis (African clawed frog), 1131 nucleotides. RefSeq names its product serine/threonine-protein kinase dst1-like. The transcript has 4 exons. Bases 605 to 868 code for a protein of 87 amino acids. NCBI's taxonomy places the organism in Eukaryota, Metazoa, Chordata, Amphibia, Anura, Pipidae. The record is from RefSeq and is a predicted model, not a curated record.